Molecule: messenger RNA, 1997 nt
Organism: Bipolaris maydis ATCC 48331
Lineage: Eukaryota; Fungi; Ascomycota; Dothideomycetes; Pleosporales; Pleosporaceae
Biological process (GO): regulation of DNA-templated transcription
Molecular function (GO): zinc ion binding; DNA-binding transcription factor activity, RNA polymerase II-specific
Source: RefSeq, a predicted model, not a curated record
AUGCCCAAAAGAUCGACUGGUUGUUUCGAAUGCAGAAAAAGAAAAGUCCGCUGCGAUGAAUCCAAGCCCGAAUGCAACACUUGCUUGAAGCGCGGGACAAAAUGCCCGGGCUACCGGCCGACGCAGGCUUUCAUCCUUCAUGAAUUCGACACCAAACGAGACAAGCCCGCACUGAUCAAGGAGGAUGAGAACCACUACAAGUUCGCCAUUCAGAGCUACUCUCGCUCAAAACAACAGGGAAAAUCGCAGAGUAACCCUGGAAUCCGGGUUGAAAGCGUGCAGUAUGAGCCUGAUAUUCCCAAGCAAGUAAGUCUGGUCGCUUCGGAACGCAUUCAACAUGUCAGCACCUUUGUCGCGUUGUAUCUUCCAAGAACUGAAGGCCAGGCAUUGCCAGGCCCAUCUGCACUGAUGCUUGGUUUACCCAAUCUGCCCGUCAACAGUCCUGUUCUCGAGGCUGCCAUUGAUGCGCUGGCUGCAGCUCAGUUGGCAGUAGACAAAAUGAAUUCCCCUCUUAUUCAUCGCUCCAGGUCACUCUACAGCACAGCACUGAGUCAGAUGCUGCAAGCUAUUCAGGACCAAGAGACAGCUCUCAAAGAUGAGACGCUUUUGUCUACAUAUCUGCUCUCGUUAUAUGAGGUGUUUGUUGGCGUAACACGGGGCCAUGGCUUCUUUUACCACACGCAAGGUCUAUUGCAUCUCGUGAAGCAGCGAGGACCGUCUUCCUUCGUAAGCAGAUUAAGCAUGCAAAUCUACCACGGAAUCCGAUACAACUCGUUAAGCAUCGGCAUCCUACUGCGGAAAGCCUCCAUGCUUGAUACCCCCGAAUGGAUGUCCGUAACCGCCAAAGCCGCCAAAGUCGAUCCCUACGUGGCCCUUAUGGACAUCUGUGUCAUGGUUCCGCGGCUUCUCGAACGCACCGACAAACUCUCGCGACCAGAUUGCACCCAAGAAGAAAUCGACAGCCUAAUCGACGACUCGCAAAAGGUUGCCAGCGAUGCCUUCGCCUGGAUCGCUGACUUUGAGCGUCAUGGACCCCGCUACAACAAGGUCGAGCUCGAGUCAAUGGAAGGCUUCAUGGAUAUCUGCGACGACCGCGUCUUCGACCCGGUCUUUGACUUUCACUACUUCGGCGCAGGAAUCUGCUACUUAAUCUACUGGUCCAGCAUGCUCAUCAUGCAGGGCAACACGUUCAAGCUCCUCCGCCAAUACCGCAAAUUGGAACCCAAGCAGCUCCUCAUGUGGAGUCGCCAACUCAACUCUUUUGCCGACUCUAUAUGCAGAGGCGUGCCGUAUAACUACCGCGUCAACACGGGCUAUGCGUCGAAGUUCGGGUCCUUGACUCCGCUCAUGGUUGCGAGAAAGUAUUACGAAAUGGUGGGCGAGAAGGCUGCCGUGGCGUGGUGUACGAAGGUAUAUAAGCGGGGAAAGGUGCCCGAGUUGUAUCAGGCAGAUGAGAAUCUGGACAAGUAUCCUCUAGAGGAUGUCAAGAAGACUAUCAAAGAUGAUCCGAGAUAUAUCUGAGAGCAAGGGAUGGUGAGAGUAACGACAACAUGGAGGUGAACUACAGGCGUGUUGGGUGCAAAAGAUAGUUUGAUCCUUGCUUUCCUGAGUGAAAGGUCAGCACAUGCCUCGGUCGGUACAGCGUUUAUCAUUCUAUCGGCAUCUAAACGAACCGCUGUGUGAUACACAUCACCAGAUUCCCGAGAGAAUAUCGAGAAUCUAUCAGCAUCCGAGAAACAGAGCCAAGACACUCUUCCAGCAGCAAGAACCAGUCUCUGGCUCUUCCUCGUCUGCUCGAGACGCACAAGCAAUCCGAAAGCGCACGCACGACGACUUCCCUGCGUACGGCAGCGAUACCGAUGAUGACUCAAGUCCCACUUGGACUUUACAACACGAACCUGGCUAGGGAAAUACAAGACUGAACGAUACAAAGGAGGGCGGAAAUCUGGGUUUUUAGAAGACCUUCAGGCGUAUUUGAGGAGAAAAACAACGUACAC